Molecule: messenger RNA, 4908 nt
Organism: Carya illinoinensis
Lineage: Eukaryota; Viridiplantae; Streptophyta; Magnoliopsida; Fagales; Juglandaceae
Exons: 11
Coding region: 1-4908 (1635 amino acids)
Biological process (GO): DNA repair; telomere maintenance
Molecular function (GO): DNA helicase activity
Source: RefSeq, a predicted model, not a curated record
AUGUUAUACAAAGAUUUGUCUGAAGAAAAAAAAGCAGAAAUUCGUCGAAAAGCUAGAGAAAGAUAUGCUCAGAAAAAAGCUGCGAAGAGUAGUUUGAUUGGGCCAAUAAAUUUAGAGCCAUCCAACAUAGAUCAAGUCAUUACAUCUAUUGAUGGAACAUCCAAUGAUUAUCAGUCACAGAUCUGGAAUGCCGAAAAUUGUAAUUUCCAACAGACACAACUGAAAAGAUGUCGUAUUUCUGUUAUUAACAACAACAGUGAUGGAAUUUCUUCCUUGCAAGGAGCAUCUGUUUCUACAGACAUCAAUCUCUCCAUGACAGAUUCAGAUGAAUCUACAUUUUCAAAUUCUAUGUCAGACUCUUCGAUGAUUCUAAAUUCAUAUUUAGAUUCAUCCAAUGAAAGUUCAACAAAUGCACAGAUUCAAACACAAAUAUCUGAACAUUUAACAAUCCAACAGAAUGAUCUUCUCGCCCAAAUAGGAUCCUUCUAUUUUGCAAGUACAAUCAGCUUUUCAAAGGACCUCAACGACGACAUAUUUAGAAAUUUGAGUCAGAGAAACAGAGGUAUCUAUACAUUUCGAGUUCAAGGUCAGAUCUAUCAUUAUAUUUCUGAUUUAAUUCCUUCAAACGGUCGGCCUUCAAAUUUACAGUUAUAUUUCUAUGAUAUUGAACAUGAAUUCGAAAAUCGUAUUGUUGAUUCAACAAGAAUGGGUCCAUCAAUUAUUGCACAGCUCAUGGAUAUUCUUCGUGUCAAUCCAUAUUGUACAUUUUUUCGUUAUCUUGGAGAUCUACCAAGUUUCGAAUAUCAAAAAAUACGCAUCAGAUCUGAUCCUGGUUUAGAUCAACAAGUAUAUAAUGCUCCUACAUCAUCAGAAGUUGCAGCAAUUUGGGUUGAAGAUGACACUCUAGAGCAAGUAACACCUCGUGACAUCUUUGUUUAUAACCAUGUUGGUGGAAGUCACAUAGUUCAAUAUUAUUUUGAAUAUUAUGAUCCACUUCAAUAUCCAUUGUUAUUCCCUUUUGGCGAUAUUGGAUGGCAUCAAGGUAUACAAAGAAUCAACAGACGAGGAGUAUCUAUAUCUAAUCAUACUCAUGCUGCACAAUCAAUUGAUCCACAUCAAUCAAUAUCUGCAGAAGAAUUACUUAGACGAGAAGAGCAAGUGUUGAGGAGAAACAGAAAAGAUCCAUUUGUUUCAUGCCGUGAAUACUAUUGUUAUAAAUUACAAAUCAGAGAAGAUGUGAAUUCAAUUCUUCUACUGUCUGGUCGAUUGUUUCAACAAUUUGUUGUCAAUAUGUAUAUUAAAAUUGAAACAUCAAGAUUAGAUUAUUUUCGCAGUAAUCAACAACAUAUUCGAUCUAAAUUGUAUCAAGGCAUUGUGGACAGUAUCAGUGUUGGAGAAACAAAUGCUUCUAGAAUUGGAAAACGCUUGAUUCUACCAUCAUCUUUUAUUGGAGGUCCAAGAGAUAUGCAAAAAAGAUACAUGGAAGCAAUGACUUUAGUUCAGCGGUAUGGAAAACCAGAUAUCUUUCUAACAAUUACAUGCAAUCCAAAUUGGAAAGAAAUCUCAACAGAGUCGAAACCACAUGAAGAGACUCAAAAUCGUCCUGAUUUAAUAGCUCGAAUCUUCAGAACAAAAUUAGAAGAAUUGAAGCAUCAACUAUUCAAACGAGAGAUAUUUGGAAAAGUUUCAGCGUAUGUUUAUGUCAUUGAACAUCAGAAAAGAGGACUUCUGCAUGCACAUUUUUUGAUCAUCUUACAUCGAGAUUGGAAAUUAUAUGCACCAGAAUCUUUUGAUCAGAUUGUUUCUGCAGAAUUACUUGACAAAGACAAGAAUUUGCAUCUAUAUACAGCUGUUAUAAAACAUAUGAUGCAUGGACCAUGUGGAGCCUUGAAUCCAACAAAUGUGUGCAUGAAAAAAAAUGGUCAUUGCAAGAAUAAUUAUCCAAGACAUUUCGUGCCAAACACAACCAUUGGAAAUGAUUGUUUUCCAAUAUAUAAACGAUCUGAUGAUGGAAGAACUGUGAAAAUUAGAGGUCAUGAUUUAGAUAAUCGUUGGGUUGUUCCAUACAAUUCUUAUUUGCUUGCAAUGUUUGACUGUCAUAUUAAUGUAGAAAUUUGUUCUACAAUAAAGGCAGUAAUAUAUCUUUACAAAUAUAUUUACAAAGGUCAUGACAGUGUUGCCUUUAAUUUGGUUUCUGAACAACCAAAUCAACAAAUUGAUGAAAUUCAACAAUUCCAAUCAGCUCGAUGGAUUGCUCCGCCAGAAACAAUGUGGAGAAUAUACGGAUUUAUUAUCAAUGAAGUACAUCUAGCAGUUUACAGCUUGCAUUUACAUCUUGAAAAUCAGCACCAAGUAACAUUUCGAGCACAUGAAAACUUGAACAAUGUGAUCAAUUCUGAUCUUUCUGCAAAAUCAAUGUUAACAGAAUUCUUUUCAACAAAUCGAGUUGAUGAAAACACCAAAAAGUUGUUGUAUAAAGAAUUUCCAGAAUUUUAUGUUUGGAGUCAACAAUACAAAAUGUGGACAGUUCGAAAGAAACAGAUUGUUAUAGGCCGAAUUGUGACAGCAAAUCCUUCUGAAGGUGAAAGAUAUUAUUUGCGAAUUCUAUUAAAUCAUAUAAGAGGUCCUUUAUCAUUUGAUGACCUCAAAACAGUCAAUGGUGUUUUGGCCACUACAUUUCGUGAAGCUGCUACAAUGCAUGGUUUAUUAGAAAGAGAUGACAGUGUAGAAGAAUCUUUACAAGAAGCAUCUCUAUAUCAAAUGCCUUCUAAUUUGCGUCAGCUAUUUGCAACUAUCUUGGUCUACUGUAAUCCAACAAAUCCAAGAUAUCUUUGGGAACAUUUUGAACAAGACAUGUCAUCUGAUUUUCAAUUAACUGAAGAUUCUCAAUCAAAUGUGAGAAUGCAAGUUUUACGCUCCAUCUCCAUGACACUUGAAUCAAUGGGUAGAGACAUUAAUUCAUUCCAACUUCUUGAUCGAAACAUUCAUUUUGAUGAAGAUGAAUUUUUGUCCAGAGAGAUUGAUGAUGAACUAGCUGUUUUUAUUACAGAAGAGGAUCUCACUGCAUCAGCACUACUUAAUCGAGAGCAACAAAUUGUUUACAGUUUGGUUCUAGAAAAGAUUUUCUCAAAUCAAAGUGCUGCAUUUUUUAUAGAUGGGCCUGGCGGAACUGGAAAGACAUUUUUAUACAAGGCACUUCUUGCAACAAUAAGGUCAAGACAUUUAAUUGCUCUUGCAACUGCUUCAUCUGGUGUAGCUGCAUCAAUUCUACCUGGAGCUCCUAUGUCAAAAAAAGAAGCAAUAGAAGCAUUAGACAGAAUGUUGAAAGAUGUUAAUGAUUCAGAACUAUCUUUUGGUGGAAAAGUUGUUAUAUUUGGAGGAGAUUUUCGCCAAAUUUUACCUGUUGUUCCAAAAGGAACAAGACAGCAACAAAUUGACGCUAGCUUGGUUUCUUCUUAUCUAUGGCCCACAUUAAAAAAAAUUCGUCUGACUGAAAAUAUGCGUGCAAGAUUGGAUCCAGAUUUUUCAAACUAUAUAUUGGAAUUAGGCAAUGGAAUGCCACCAAUUACAAUCGAUGAACAUGUCAAAAUUCCUACAGCCAUGUUAAUUCCAUAUCAGAAUGAUACUGCUUCUUUGGAUCAAUUAUUAGAUGCUGUUUUUAAUGAUAUUUCAGAAUAUUCGGCAAAUAUUUCAAGCAUGAUGAACCGUGCCAUAUUGACACCGAAGAACAGUUAUGUAGAUGAGAUAAACAAUUUGUUGAUACAGAGAUUUCCAGGAGAUAUCAUCAACUAUUACAGUUUUGAUGAAACAAUUGAUGCAUCUAAACAAGCAAUCAUGGAAGAUUUCUUAAAUAUAUUGACUCCAAAUGGAUUCCCUCCACAUCAACUAUUCCUCAAACAGAAUUGUCCUAUCAUGUUGCUUCGAAAUAUUAAUCCUUCUGAAGGAUUAUGCAACGGAACAUGGCUGAUUUGUCGUAAUUUUGAUUAUAACGUCAUUCAUGCAGAAAUUGCAAUUGGCCAUCAAACUGGCAAAAAACUUUUCAAGAUGCGGCCAAUUUUCACAUCAAUCAAAGAUAUUUCUCCAGCCGUAAAAAACUGGAAAAUCAAAAUGAUUGUUGCAGAAAAAUCGCCCAAAAGAACUGGACAACACUCACCAGUCAAAUACCAAAAUUUGACAUUAAUCGAUCAAGAGGGAAAUCGGGUUCAAGCAACCAUGUUUGGAACAGAUAUCGAUUCAAGAAAAAAUUCUCUGCAUAUCUUUCGUUCAUAUUAUAUCACAAAUGCAUUUGUCAAACCACUGGAUCCUAAAUUCAGAACUGAAUCAUAUGAAUUUCAAUGGAUUUUAAAUUCCAAGACAAUCAUUGAAGAAGUACCAAAUGAUGAAACACAUUUAAAGCUACCAAAAUUCAAUUUCAUCUCUAUUGAUCAAUUAGAUCCCUACAAAGACUCAAUUGCAGAAAUAGGUUUGUCCUUAUCAUCACGACCAACAAGUGUCUUCACAAUUAAUCCUGAGCUUCCUGAGGCAGAACAACUACAAAAAUGGGCAACAAUUAAUAAAGGAACUGGACAUGACCACAAUGAAAGUUUCCUCUGUUACCACUGCAAAUACCAAACUGUUGCUCAACCACGGUGUCGAGCAUAUGUUGAACUUGAUGAUGGGACAGGAAAAUUACCUGCAGUGAUGUUUGGCAAAAUUGCUGAGGAAGCAUUAGGUUAUUCUGCAGUUGAUUUCAUGAAUCACAAUGGAGAGGAGCAUCUACCAUUUAUUGAGAAUCUUGCAAUACAAGUUUCAGAAAAACAGUGGAUGCUCCAACUUACUGCAGAUCCAGAAAUAUUCAAUCAACAACAACACAAAAAUUUUAAUGUUCUCUCUAUUGGCCCUGUCCAAUUUGGUCCAGAACUACAAUGA